This is a messenger RNA of Echinococcus granulosus, 711 nucleotides long. RefSeq names its product Ankyrin repeat and KH domain-containing protein mask. The transcript has 3 exons. The coding region runs from base 1 to 711 and encodes 236 amino acids. Gene Ontology annotation, molecular function: protein binding. Lineage: Eukaryota; Metazoa; Platyhelminthes; Cestoda; Cyclophyllidea; Taeniidae. The record is from RefSeq and is a predicted model, not a curated record.
AUGCAGGAUGAUCCCAACGCGACCCUGUGUGAAGAUGGCGAUAUUCCUCUCCUAGAGGCUGCCAUGUGUGGUUCUGAAAGGGCAAUGCACGUCAUCCUCAUCCACGGUGCAUCAGUUACUGCUACUGAUGCACUGGGCAGUGCAACACUUCAUUGGGCGGCAAUUACAGGCAACACAUAUUGUGCGCACCUUCUCCUUCAGUAUGGGAUUCCCAUGGAUAACCUCAGUUCCUCUCACUUCACCCCCUUUAUGUGUGCCGUAUACUUCGGAAACAUCAAUGUCGUGAGAUAUCUGAUCUGGCGAGGUGCCUCCACGACGCCCAAAUUGAACCACCGCAAUGAAUCAGCCCUCACUUUCGCCUCCCUUAUGGGUAACGUUGCCAUAUUGGAGCUCAUUUUAACGGUGGUGGUCCCACUGGAGUAUCGGAGGAAGGAAUUGUACGCUUCUCUAGCACAGGCCGCUUUUGGCAAACAUACGACGGAGGUACAAAUCCUGCUGGCCCAUGGGGCACCUGUUAAUCUUCCCGGCUCGUCGAUUGAAAAUUCUCCCCAUGCAGCCGUUUACGGUGGCGAAGAGUCAAUCGUUCGUCUUCUUCUUUCUCGAGGGGCAGAUGUUGAAGCCGUUGAUCAGCAUGGCUGCACUCCAUUCGUGGUCGCUACGAGAAGACGAAAUGUGAAUAUGGUCAGAGCUCUCAUAGCUGCAGGUGAAUAA